Molecule: messenger RNA, 2236 nt
Organism: Centropristis striata (black sea bass)
Lineage: Eukaryota; Metazoa; Chordata; Actinopteri; Perciformes; Serranidae
Gene: msantd1
Product: Myb/SANT-like DNA-binding domain containing 1
Exons: 3
Coding region: 265-1065 (266 amino acids)
Biological process (GO): positive regulation of DNA-templated transcription
Cellular component (GO): nuclear body
Source: RefSeq, a predicted model, not a curated record
CUUGAUGUCACAGUGACAUCACGCAUCACUAAAAGCUUUUAACCGGAUUCCUCUCCCGCCUUAGGCCCCAUUUUGAGUCCUCUUUCAGCUAGGCUAGGGGGAAGGGCACAGGCAGGACGGUGUGUGUGCCUGCUUGCAUGUAUCACUCCCUCACUGCAGAUUGAACACAGCUCUUAGCACAGUAAAAGACUUUCAAAUUGAACCACUACAGAGCCUGUUUCUGCAAAACACAGCCGGCACAGGCCAAGAGAAGCCAUUUAAAAAAUGGCAACAGAGGACGGUUUCAGCUACCUCAUGGCAGGUCACAGUGAGAAACACAGGCGGGCCCCGAACUGGACCGACGGUGAAAUGAAAGCCCUCCUGUACGUGUGGGAGGAACACCACAACGAACUGAAAAUGAGCAAGAGGAACGCCAAGGUUUACGAGAAGAUGUCCCAGAGGUUUUUCCAGCUGACCGGAGAGCAGCGAUUCAAAGAGGAAAUCAAGAUGAAAAUCACCAACAUGUCAUUUCAGUACAGGAGACUAAAGAGCAUAGCCGGUGAAAGCGGGGAGACGCCAGACUGGCCGUAUUAUAAGGCCAUAGAGAAGAUCCUCUCCAAGCCGCUGGAGAACGGGCGGGUGAAGUUGGAGCUCCAGGGCUCCGCUGCAGGUCCCUCCACUUCCUCUCAGUCCACAGACAACCUGGUGCCCCAGUCAGAGGAGGGGUUGAUGGGAUUCCUGCCAGAGUACACAGGCUCCUCAGACGAGAUGGAGAUAAAAGAAGAGCUGGAAACUUUGAGCUCUGACAGUGAGCACACACAGGGCUCCAGCUCUCACCCGACUUCAGCCAGGAAAAGACAUGCCAACAAGCACCUGUCCAUGAAGAGAAAGAAACUGCGAGUGAUGCAGGCCAUGUUACAGCAACAAAAGAGGUCGAGUCGCGCUAUAGAGGAGACGUGCAUGGAGGUCCGUCGAGCCAUGCACCAACAGAACCUCCUCCAGGUCCAGUGUCUGCAGCUGCAGGAACGUAUGAUGAACCUUCUGGAGAAGAUGAUCCAGCCUCCCUCCACCACGUCAGCAUCAUAGAGCCAAAUUGGGGUCAAAGAUACAGUGAAGCCGUGAUGUGUGGCGGUUGUGGUUAUCGGGGAGUGAUCAUGAUCUUGCCUAAUCUAUAGCUUUGUUGAAGCAAGAAUAAAAUAUAUUUAUUUUUGAUCUCAGUUCGACAUGGAACAUUCUUAAGGGUUAUCAUGUUGCAUAAGUCAAAGUGUAGCUGUUAUCAGUGCAGAGAUGGCACAAUAAUAUGCCUUAUGAUUUUGGAAGGUGUUAUCAGCCUGAAUAUCACUGAUGGCAGAUGACCAUGUUAAUAACCAUAAUUACAACAACUGGCACUUCAGCAUCUACCGUACAUUAGGCUCCACUGUGAGCUUUCAUUGUAGGGAUAGCUGUAUCAGAUCUUCUGUCUUGAUAAUUUGUCAAGUACCCUAUUUAAAUCACUGUGGGAACAACAGCCUUGCAAAAAAACGAUUUAUCUUGUCACUUCCUUUUUUCACCGUGCCAGGAUAAUUACAAGUGAGGAGCGUUUGAUGUCAAAACAGGGCAAUUUGUAGCAUAAUUAAGCAGACAUUGAGGCAAUAAUCCCUGUUCUUAUUGAAGUGAUUGGAAGGAAUCUGUCAUCAAAUGGCAGCAUAACCAACUGAAACUCGAAACACGUCCUUUUUACUAAAACAUGCAGUCCUACUGUCUCCCUUGUAUGAGACAGAAUUGCUUCUGGACUUCAUAGGCUACAAUGUCAAACAGAUGUGGCUGUAAAGAAAACAUACUGGAAAAGAUGGUAUCUCUGAUGGUGACCACAAUGAGUUUCUAACAAUGAAGGUAGGCUACAUUUCCUGUCUUCAACUGAUACACAUUUUCAAGGUGAAUCUUAUUUCGAUGCAAUUAACACAAUUGCCUCCACUGAUCCAUUUUAUCCCUUUUUUGCAAAUUCAGAUUGUGCGUCACUGUAACCACACUGAUUGGACAUCUGCCUGCGCUCUAACCGGACUGAUUAAGAACAAACAAAGAAGAUGUAUUGUUUAAUCGUGGGUGACAUUGUGCUUUUAGGAUUAGAUAUAAAUGCAAACUAGGAGACAAACAGAAAAAAACUGUUUUUCUCUCUGACAUUUCAAUACUUCAAAAUGCACAGAAUGUUCUGUUCUUAUUUGCAUUUCUGCUGAAUAAAACAACACCAUCUCCAUCCACCGUUAUUUAUUGUCUUUUA